AUGCCUGCCUCCCAGCGGACCACCAGCAGAAGGCCCUCCCGCCGGCCCUCCUACGCGCAGUCAACUGCAUCAUUCGAGGGAAAACGCCGUCGCAGCAAUGCCAGCAUACAAACGGGCCGUGGAGGUGGUAGUGGUGAGGCUGGUAUCAUCCGGAGUCGGCCACAGGAAGACACCUCCCGGCAUAACAGCAUUUCGUCGAUCGACAGGUUAAGCGUUGCGCCACGAAGGGAGCCACGGCGGAGCGUUCCUGUUGACCACAUAGAGCCACCGCGCAGCAAUCCUGUUGAGUUAGCCGGAAAUACUCCAGUCGAGGUACCGCGGAGCCAUCCUGUCGAUAUCACGGAGCCACCUCGACGUGAUUCUGCUGUGCAAUCUGGAGUUAGUCCGUUCGAAGCACCACAGCGAAAGCCUGUGAAGAAGAACGUAAGUCAGCCUGAACCAAAUACCUACCAGCCCCUGAAUUUGCGAGUCCCGGCCGAUGCCAAACCCAAGCCGGACCGGCGUUCUUUCAUAGGCCUUGAGUCUCUGCAGGAACGCAAGGGGAAGCUGCCCCUGGGUUACCCAGAUGUUCCUGAGAAGAGGUAA
Messenger RNA from Penicillium canariense, 585 nucleotides. RefSeq lists its product as uncharacterized. The coding region runs from base 1 to 585 and encodes 194 amino acids. The record is from RefSeq and is a predicted model, not a curated record. Lineage: Eukaryota; Fungi; Ascomycota; Eurotiomycetes; Eurotiales; Aspergillaceae. The transcript has a single exon.